Perognathus longimembris pacificus (Pacific pocket mouse) is the source of this 1102-nucleotide messenger RNA. RefSeq names its product mitochondrial ribosomal protein S17 (gene Mrps17). NCBI's taxonomy places the organism in Eukaryota, Metazoa, Chordata, Mammalia, Rodentia, Heteromyidae. Gene Ontology annotation, cellular component: mitochondrial small ribosomal subunit; ribosome. The transcript is spliced from 2 exons. Gene Ontology annotation, molecular function: structural constituent of ribosome. The record is from RefSeq and is a predicted model, not a curated record. Gene Ontology annotation, biological process: mitochondrial translation. The coding region runs from base 190 to 627 and encodes 145 amino acids.
CCAGAAAGAUAACAAGAACUGUUUCUCAACUUGGGCAGGUCUCAUGACUAAACUCAUUUAACAAGCCAUCAUCACCAUAAGGGCUUUGGUUUGUUUUGAGAUGUCUUUUGUUUAUUGAGCUGAAGAUGAACCCAGGGCCUCAUUGUGCCAGGCAGGUAUUCUGCCACUGAGCUUCAGCCCCAGCAUGGAAUGUUAAGUGUUGAAAUUUGUUUUUCAGGUGACCAAAGCCACAUAAUGUCAGUAGUUCGUUCAUCCGUCCAUGCUAAAUGGAUUGUGGGGAAGGUAAUUGGGACAGCAAUGCAAAAAACUGCUAAAGUGAGAGUGACCAGGCUUGUCCUGGAUCCCUACUUACUAAAGUAUUUUAAUAAGCGGAAAACCUACUUUGCUCAUGACGCUCUUCAGCAGUGCACUGUUGGGGACAUUGUACUUCUCAGAGCUUUGCCUGUUGCAAGAACAAAGCAUGUGAAACAUGAACUGGCCGAGAUUGUUUUCAAAGUUGGCCGAGUCAUAGAUCCAGUGUCAGGAAAACCCUGUGCAGGAACUGCUUACCUGGAGAGUCCACUUCUUUCCGAAACCACUCACCUAAGCAAAACCCUGGAAGAACCCAGCGCCUCUUCAACACAGUGAAGGGUUUGGAAGAAGGAGCCAAAGGGAAACAUUAUAUUUACUGUAUGAAAAGUUUUUUUUUCUAACAUGUCCAAGUUCUCUUAAGCAUUUAUGAAGUAGGAAAGCAAAUGAAGUAAAGAGUUUAUUAUAAGUUCUCAUAAGUUUAUGAAUUUUCAGAAUUUUCUUUUCAGUAAACAUAUUUUCAUGCUAUACUAAGUGUGCCUAGAAAUCUGCUGUAUAUUUUCUAAGUUCACUGUGUUAGAAGAUACUUUGUUUAAUUUUUGUCAUUCAGAAAAACUUUUAACUUAGAGCAGAAAAUAUUCUGUUACACAUAAGGCCACACUAUAUAUUUUGUAUGGUAUAUAUCCUACACAAAAUAUUCUCUGUGAUCUUACUCCAAAGAGAAAUAAUCAACAUGUUUCUGAGUAAAACUUUUAUAAGAUUCAGCCAUAUUAAGAAUGUCACCAUGUAGAAAAUAAAAUUUUGCUGGGUUCUG